Molecule: messenger RNA, 4244 nt
Organism: Leopardus geoffroyi (Geoffroy's cat)
Lineage: Eukaryota; Metazoa; Chordata; Mammalia; Carnivora; Felidae
Gene: HTR1D
Product: 5-hydroxytryptamine receptor 1D
Exons: 2
Coding region: 2408-3541 (377 amino acids)
Biological process (GO): G protein-coupled receptor signaling pathway, coupled to cyclic nucleotide second messenger; vasoconstriction; regulation of locomotion
Cellular component (GO): plasma membrane; dendrite
Molecular function (GO): G protein-coupled serotonin receptor activity; neurotransmitter receptor activity
Source: RefSeq, a predicted model, not a curated record
GGCAUUCCAGGUAGAGGGAAUAGCCUGGACAAAGCUUCAGAAGAGUGAGAACCACAGUGUUUUUGCAGGAAGAGGUUCCCAGCCAUGCAGAGAUGGGGCGUUCUGCUGAGUGCAGGUGAAUAAGAGGAGGAGAGGAAGGGCUGGAUUCUGGAUGGGAAAGCAACAGGACGUGAAUAAAAAGGAGUCAGGAUGCAGGGAGGGCAAGGUUCUCUCAGUCCUGUGGAGCAGGUGUCGCUUGCUGAUUGCAUCUGUCCUCCAGUGCUCAGCUCCAUAGCCACUUUCAGAGGGGCUCUCAGAGUUGUGGCAGGUUAUCUGUCCCUCCUACAUUCCCCGCGGCUCCCUUCAUGCUCCGAUGUCAUCUCCAUCAUGUCUGUGGACCCGGGCUCCAGCAGGGUGUUCCUGGGGCCACCGCAAGUCUUCCCAGGGUCCACAUAUGUUGCUUAUGCCAACACGUGGCGGGCUUUAAAUAGAUAGCUAUUAAAUGGAUGAGGAAACAGGCUCAGAAAAACUUGCCCAAAGUCACAGAGCUAGUAAGUGGCAGAGCUGGGGAGCAAAUCCAGUCUACCUGACUCUGAAGCUUGUGCUCCCAACACAGCUGUAUUGUGCCUCCCAGCAGGGCGAACAGAUGGUGAAUAGCAGGUUUGGAUCCUGUAAGCACUAACAAAUUCAGUGUUUGAUUUCUAGGAACUGAAUUCCUGUUGUUCAUAUCUUGCUUAUCCAGUCUGGAGAAGACAGCCUCUCGUUUGUCCUGAAAAUGGUUUUACUCCAUCAGCUCAGGUGUUCUCUGGGGACCCAGAUGUGCAGCAUGGGGGAGUGGCAGUUUGAGCUCCAGGACCCUGGGGUGCAGCCCUAAAGGUUUCUGGUAGAGUGUGGUCUGCCCCGCCAGUCUGCUCUGAGAAUUACUCCCCUAGUAUGGAAACUCAGAUUGAGAUGACUGGGAGAUUUGAGGAUGCCAAAAGCAUAUGGUGUGAAACGGCCACGAGAGCCACUAGAUACUUCUGUCCUGAGUCUCAAGUUCCUGCUGCAAAUGGGAGGCAACGGAAGGAGCUCUGACGGGAAUCUGAAGACUUGAUCUCUGCCUGUGACUCACUGUGUGCCCUUGGGCAAGUGUCUUACCCUCUCUGGGCCUCUCUCCCUGUCAGCACCAUGAGGGAGUUGGACUAGAGGAUUCCUGAGUCUUUCCCGCUCUGACGCUCAGAUCUUUCUUAAACCCUAGAGCUGACGUCGCUCUCAUCCCUUGCAGAACUCAUUGUGGUGCAGGAAGCAACAGCAUCACCUUGUCAGAAAUGCCGAAUCUCAGGUCCCGCUCUGGUCCCAUGGAGUCAGGGCCUGCACUUUCCAUACAGUCCCCAGGGAGUGCUUGUGCUCCUUCCAGCGUGAGAUGUGCUGCAGUGGCUGUUUCUGCCCUCUCUCUGAUCUGUGCUGCGAAGGCAGGCGGAGAGGUACGUGCUGAGGGUUGACGGCAGAGCUCAUUCAGGUGGGAGUGAUGGAGCCUGGCAUAGAACACGUCCCCAACAAAGAGUUUGUGAGUGUGUGCAGGCGUGUUUGUGCAACGAAGGAGGGAGUGGAACUGACUCGUUCACCUUUCCUGAGCGGGGGAGCAUGGAGACAGCAAGCUGGACUCCUAUCCUAGAUCUGCAGUCUCAGACCAGCCAUGUCUCGGAGCCACAGUUCUCUGCCCUGGGAAAUGGGAAUAAUACCACCCUAGAGCUCUGAACAUGUGCCCCUGUCGAUGAACCCACAGUGAUCUGUGUGUGUUGCCUUCUCCCAGCUCAUGCACACUUCAGGUCUUGGUAACCAGAAUGUUUUGUCUAUUCAGGCUCAAACCGAUCACUGGGACAGGAACCGAUGUUAAGUGCCACAUGAUGUGUCAAGAUGAACCUGGGGAAACGGUGAGCUAUUGACUGGACUGUUUUUCUGAAUCUGCUGGUACUUCUUUUAAAAGUUUUAAAAGCUCCCCAGAGGAAACCUGAAACCCAGACUCUUCUCAGAAUAGGAUGGGGGAAAUUCUGAAGUUUUCAUUAAACACAUUUAUCCCUCAAGCUUUGGAAGGAGCCAAAAUGCCAAAAGCAAGAGUCCCAAAGCAUUGCCCACACUGGUGUAUGAUAUUCUGAUAAGUGUCUAACAAAUUCAGCACAUGUCCCCUGGGCUUGACCAUUUGCUGGACAAACUUCCAGAAUAGUGAGACAUCUUGGGAUUCAUCCCAUUUAGGAAAGACCUUUAACUACCAGCUGUCGUCUCAAUGUUCUUCAAAUAGUCAAGUCUUCUUGAGGUCCUAUCACUGUGGUCUGUUCUGAUGGAAGGUCCCCACCAGCGUGCAACAGAAGGAUGACCUUGCUCUGUAAGCAGGACAACUGUGAAAGGAGCUGGGGGUGUCAAAGUCUGUGGGAAGAGAGAGCCACCUAGAAUGUCCCUGCCAAACCAGUCACUGAAAGACCUUCUCCAGGAGGCCUCUAACAGAUCCCUGAAUGCUACAGAAACCCCAGAGACGUGGGGUCCAGGGACACUCCGGGCCCUCAAGAUCUCUCUUGCUCUGCUCCUUUCCAUCAUCACACUGGCCACCGUCCUUUCCAACGCCUUUGUGCUUACCACCAUCUUCCUCACCAGGAAGCUCCACACCCCAGCUAACUAUCUCAUCGGCUCCUUGGCCAUGACGGACCUCUUAGUCUCCAUCUUGGUCAUGCCCGUCAGCAUCGCCUAUACCAUCACCCACACCUGGAGCUUUGGCCAGAUCCUGUGUGACAUCUGGCUGUCUUCUGAUAUCACGUGCUGCACGGCCUCCAUCCUGCAUCUCUGUGCCAUUGCCCUGGACAGGUACUGGGCCAUCACUGACGCCCUGCAGUAUAGUAAACGCCGGACAGCAGGCCGCGCGGCCGCCAUGAUUGCCACCGUCUGGGUCAUCUCCAUCUGUAUCUCCAUCCCGCCACUCUUCUGGCGGCAGGCCAAAACUCACGAGGAGAUGUCAGACUGCCUGGUGAACACGUCUCAGCUCUCCUACACCAUCUACUCCACGUGUGGGGCCUUCUACAUCCCUUCGGUGUUGCUCAUCCUCCUCUAUGGCCGCAUCUACGUGGCCGCCCGGAACCGCAUCCUGAAUCCACCUUCACUCUAUGGGAAGCGCUUCACCACGGCCCAUCUCAUCACGGGCUCUGCGGGGUCCUUGCUCUGCUCCCUCAGCUCCAGCCUCCAUGAGGGGCAUUCCCAUGCGGCUGGCUCCCCUCUCUUUUUCAACCACGUGAAAAUCAAGCUGGCUGAUAGUGUCCUGGAGCGGAAGAGGAUUAACGCCGCCCGAGAGAGGAAAGCCACCAAAACCCUGGGGAUCAUUCUGGGGGCCUUUAUCAUCUGCUGGCUGCCCUUCUUUGUUGCAUCUCUGGUCCUUCCCAUCUGCCGGGACUCCUGCUGGCUCCACCCAGCGCUCUUUGACUUCUUCACCUGGCUAGGCUAUUUAAACUCCCUCAUCAAUCCAAUAAUAUAUACUGCGUUUAACAAAGAGUUUCGGCAAGCAUUUCAGAAAGUGGUCCAUUUCCGGAAAGCCUCCUAGUCUUAUUUGGUGGUGACUCUUGUUAUCUUUUGUGACCUGUAACCCAACUGGAAUUGUCUUGUUUGUUUCUCCAGAGAUUUGGGCCAAUCCUGGGCUCUUGGGUUUUGGUUCCAUCAAUAGAAUUGUUCGGCGUUCUCUUCCUCCUGUUGUCUUCUUGAUUUCGGUGCCACCAAAAGCUUUGUGAAGGGGGACAAGACCGGAGAUUCCACUUAUUAUUCCAAUAUUUUCACAGCUCCUCCAUGUUGGAAGAAAUGCGACCCACAGGAUUCCCCGUUGAUUCGAUUCAGAGGGGAAGCUGACUCUGUAGAAAGAUCCCAGGUACAAAUGGGAGGCUUUCUGGUUUACCUAAGUUUUGUAUGGAGCUCAAUGUAGGGUAGAUGAGGUGAAUGACCUGAGCCGAAAGAGACUUGGGAGUCAGGAUGGAGGCAUCUCCAUUCCAUAUGGAGCCUUGAUUGGAAAAUAACACCCAGAUCAACUGCCAUGUAUCCUCCCUCCUUCCCCAGUAUCUCUGUACCACCUUAAUGUUCUGAAAAGUUAAAGACCACAAUCACCCUCCGUGAAGUAGAUCGACAGGCUUUGGACCCACUAAGCUUUGAGUGGGACACCAUUCUGAAUUUUGUUUUCUGAAUUAUUUUUUUACAUCCUGUUCUCAUCAGAGAUCUUAAGAUGUUGAGUCUUGUCGAAUAAAAAGCAUGAGACGUCA